This is a messenger RNA of Mycena citricolor, 424 nucleotides long. NCBI's taxonomy places the organism in Eukaryota, Fungi, Basidiomycota, Agaricomycetes, Agaricales, Mycenaceae. The record is from the annotation of a GenBank genome assembly.
GGAACGAUUCACGACACGUGAUUGACAAUGCUUUCUUCCACAAUACGCGCUGUGCCCGCUGGCCGGCCUCUGGCACGGUUGACCACAGUCCGAUACGCCUCGCACGGCUCGCACUAUAACGAACCUACUGGUCUGCUCUUUGGCGAAAAGCCGCCACCGCCAGGUUUCCAACGCAUCAAGCAACCUUGGGAGAACGUCUGGUACUACGGGAUGUACGGGACCAUGCUCGUGGGUGGUGUGCUGAUGUAUUUCAAACCCGAUACAAGUAUUCAAACAUGGGCACUCAAGGAGGCGAAACUUAGAAUGGAGGAGCGCGGAGAGAAGUACCAGUACGAGCAGUCGCCGUCUACUAGCCAAUGAAGGAGAUACAGUUGAAUGCAUGCUAUCAUCAAGUACAAAACUUGGUUGAUAGGUGUGAGCGCGU